Juglans microcarpa x Juglans regia is the source of this 914-nucleotide messenger RNA. RefSeq lists its product as uncharacterized. Bases 147 to 650 code for a protein of 167 amino acids. The transcript is spliced from 4 exons. NCBI's taxonomy places the organism in Eukaryota, Viridiplantae, Streptophyta, Magnoliopsida, Fagales, Juglandaceae. The record is from RefSeq and is a predicted model, not a curated record.
AAACAGAGAACCCCGUCAAAGGCAAAGGCAAAGGCAAAGGCGAGAGAGAGAGAGAGAGAGAGAAAAAGAAAAGCAAAGAAAGAAAGAAAGAUAAAGAGGGGGGAUUCAAGGAAGAAGAAGAAGGGUUUCUGUGCAGCUGGGUGACCAUGCAGACAGGCGAGCAUCCUCCACACUCGCAACAGUUAGUGCUGCACAACUCAGGAAGCAUGAGUUUCAGCAGCAACUUCUCCAGAGAAGACGAGGAGAUGUCAAGAUCGGCUCUCUCUACUUUCCGGGCCAAGGAGGAAGAGAUUGAGAAGAAGAAGAUGGAGGUCAGAGAGAAGGUUCAAGCGCAUUUAGGCCGCGUUGAAGAAGAAACCAAGCGUUUGGCCACGAUUCGUGAGGAACUUGAAGCGCUAGGCGAUCCAACGAGGAAAGAAGUUGCAUCAGUCCGUAAGAAGAUUGAUGCCGUGAACAAAGAACUAAAGCCAUUAGGGCAUUCUUGCCAGAAGAAGGAGAAAGAAUACAAAGAUGCUCUUGAGGCUUACAAUGAAAAGAACAGGGAAAAAGUACAACUCAUAACCAGGUUAAUGGAGCUGGUGAGUGAAAGUGAGAGGCUGAGGAUGAAGAAGCUGGAGGAGCUGAGCAAGAACAUUGAUUCAUUACAGUGAAAUAGCCUGCUGCUAAUAACUGAUUAGGUUUGUGUAGGUUUGUGUGAUGUAUUCAAGUGCUGUUUUCAUAUUUACAAGUGGGUGUUUUCGGUUUGGUGUAUUCUAUGGUGUUUUUGUUUGUUUCAUUAGCAUUUCUUAAACACUUGGCUGAUUUUAGAAGGGAAAUACCCCACAAACACCUUUUAAGGGAAAUGCCCUACAAACAGCUUUGUAACUAAAUGUAUUUGGAUCUAGCAUUUUCUUCUCAUUUUUCUUUAUGUUCAA